AUGCCUCAAUUCCUCUGGAUCAAACAGAAUCCAAAAUUUUUUGUAUUGUCGCCAGUGCCCUACACACUUAGAUGGGAAACCUUAGCGGGGAAGGUGCUGUGUGAAGAGGCGUUCGCCUCUCCCCCUGCACCAUCGGAGUCUGGUUCAAACUGGUCGUCUGAGACGUCCAAUAUGGACUCAUCGCUCUCCUCCUCAAUGUCGCUGAGUUCAGACUCAGACAAAUCAAACUGGGCUUUCGACUGCUUCUAUUGUCAAGCCGAUUUUGCCCAACUAGUGGCUCUUUUGCGCAAUGGUAUUUGUGUGCCAUCCGUGACAGCAGGAAAGCUGUCUGUCAAAUCUGUUUUUGGAGGAGUGUUUAGACUUGGCCGUAGCUUUAUGGCCUUGUGGGACAGGUGCCUGCAUAGGUGCAGUCGAAAUGACCGUCUGCUGAGCAGAUUGUUGUGCUUGCAAAUGGGCCUGAGAGAUGGUUUGCGACAAAGAGGUAGACAUCAUGCCCAUAGCAGAAAUCAGAGCCUGCGUCGUAGAUCUGGACAAUAA
Molecule: messenger RNA, 537 nt
Organism: Pelobates cultripes (western spadefoot toad)
Lineage: Eukaryota; Metazoa; Chordata; Amphibia; Anura; Pelobatidae
Source: the annotation of a GenBank genome assembly